Paramecium tetraurelia is the source of this 1320-nucleotide messenger RNA. RefSeq lists its product as uncharacterized. The record is from RefSeq and is a predicted model, not a curated record. The transcript has 2 exons. Lineage: Eukaryota; Ciliophora; Oligohymenophorea; Peniculida; Parameciidae.
AUGAUAAUUUUAUUCAUAAUUACAUAAUUUAUUGGAUAUUCCUAUUCCACCCUCUUAGUUUAUACUUUUGGAAAUAGAGAUUUAUUAUUAAAUACUACUAAAUACUCAGUUGCUAAUUUUGGAACUGUUCCAUAUGGAUAAAAAUUGCACGGAUAAUUGUUUUAACCUCCUUUCCAGAAAGCAGAUCAUUUGGUUGAACAAUUCUGUGAUCUGAAGAGCAUUAACUCAUAUAGUCCUUACUUUUCUUUUAAACCUGAUAAAUGGAUCAUCAGCAGAAUUGGAGGUUGUUCAAUCACAUAAAAAGCAAUACUAGCAUAAAAACUAUAGGCAAAAUUACUUAUAAUUUAUGAUGAAGAAGCAGACGAUAAAUCUGAAUUAGUCAUCGCUGAUGAUGGUAAUGGGUACUAGGUGUACAUCCCUGUGAUUAUGAUAAGACAUAAUGAGGCUAAGAUUUUAUAUGAUAAAUUAGCAGAAGAUCAACCAGGAGGUUCAUUAAAUGCGCAUAUUAAAUUUGAUUAAAUCGUUCAAUCUUAAAAACCUAAAGUUUUAUUUGGAUUAGAUAUUAGUAAUAGAGACACCUUCAAAUUAAUUAAGAACUUUAAGAAAUAUUAUGAUGAAUUAAAAGACUUUAUUGAUUUUGAUAUUUUCUACCAUUUAUUGUAAUGUGCAAAAUGCAGAGAAUCAAAUUACUCAAAAUAAUAAAUUGAUUGUAUAAGCAAUGGUAGGUAUUGUCAAUUAGACUCAAGUGAUUAUGAAUUUGGUAAUGGAGCAGAUGUUGUCAUGGAAUAGUAUCGAUAACUGUGCUUAUGGCAAUUAAAUCAUAAAUAUUGGUGGAGAUAUAUGAAUUAUUUCAAUUCUUAAUGUAGUAAACCUAGUCAAUAUAAAAAUUGCUUCGAAUUUUAUAUCUCUGAAGACAUUUAAGCCAAUAUUAGCACAUGUCUCUCUUAAACGAAUGGGCAGAUUGAAUUAUUGGAAAGAUAGUUCAUACUUUAAAUGAAAUCUGGAAUUGUAUAUUUUCCUGGGCUGACUAUAAAUGGGAAAAUAUUUAGAGGAAAUAUGGAUGUCGAGAUUAUUAAGAAUGCACUUUGUUCUUCAUUCAAAGAUACAACUAAUAUUACUAUUUGCAAUUCUUAAUAAUUAUUAAUAGAUGAUGAAACAUCAUAUAAAUGGUUAAUAAUCCUGGUUGUAUGUAUGAUAAUUAUAUUUUUAUUGUUUAUGUUUUUUAUUUUUAGAUAAAUGUUGAAAAAUCAAAUGAAAAAACAAAUGAAAAGUUAAAUUGAAUAAGCACUUAAUCAAUACAUUUAAUAUUAUGAAAAUUGA